UAUCUCGAAAUUUCCUAUCUUAUCUGUACUUUUAGGUUCCCACCCCCCACUGAAAUAAGUAACAUACACCAUAGGAACCUUCUAGAAUUACCAUUUAUUCCUACCCAUCUCUCCUCCUUCUCCUUCUCUUUCUCCUCCUCCUCCACACCCACCGCUGCAGACGUCUCCUUCUUCGCCGCCGUGCAUCUGCACACCAGAUCUGCAUCAGUAGCUUCGUUAAAGUGAAUAUCCCUGUCUGUUUUCCAGCUCAAAGGUUGAUUUUGGAAUUUAUGGGUCCUCCGGUGCCGCCGGUGGAGCGUAACGGAGGAGAAACAACGGCUGGUGGAGAGGCGCAGAGGAGUGUUCCGACGCCGUUUCUGACGAAAACGUUCCAGCUUGUGGACGACCGCUCCAUCGACGAUGUGAUCUCCUGGAACGAAGACGGAUCUAGCUUCAUCGUGUGGAAUCCGACUGAGUUCGCUAGGGAUUUGCUUCCUAAAUAUUUCAAACACAACAAUUUCUCCAGCUUCGUUCGUCAACUCAACACAUACGGAUUCCGGAAAGUUGUACCCGAUCGAUGGGAAUUUUCCAACGAUUGCUUCCGGAGAGGUGAGAAACGUUUGUUAUGCGAUAUACAGCGCCGGAAAGUAGCGGCAGCUGCCGUUGCCGUGCCCUCCACCGCUGUAACGGCCGCUCCGGCUACUGCUACGGUUACGGUUACGGCUGUAGCAGCCGUUCCUGCACAGCCAUCGAAGACGGUUACACCUUCGAAUUCAGGCGAAGAGCAAGUAGUGUCAUCUAACUCGUCUCCCGGAACAGCCGCGAUAGAUGCAUCGCAAGGAGGAAGUACAUCGGAGCUGAUCGGAGAGAACGAGCGGCUGAGGAAGGAGAACAUAGAGCUAAACAAGGAGCUGAGCCAGAUGAAAAGCCUAUGCAACAAUAUAUACGCAUUAAUGUCAAAUUACUCCGGCAAUAACUCCAACUCCAGCAAUCAAUCGGCGGAAAGCAGCUUGCAAUCCCUAAAGCCGCUCGAUCUCAUGCCUGCCACCGCCACCGCCACCGCCGGCUGCGGCGGAGAGAACCAAACGGAGCCUGACGAAAUGCGAGCGAGACUAUUCGGAGUCUCGAUCGGGUCAAAGCGGGUGCGUGAAGGCGAGGAUGGAUCGGCGGAGCAGGAUCACGAUUUACGGCUGCAGCAGCCGGGGACGGACGUGAAAUCGGAGCCGGAAAACGGCGAGGAUAACGAAGAGUCGCCGUGGCUUAGGCAGUGCCACAGGCAAAAUCAAAGGGUUUGUAAUUGAAAGGGAAGGGAAGGAUGAUGAUGAAUGAUUAGAUCGAUAGAUUAGCUGAGAAUGGCGGAGAGGUGUGAAUCCGUGAUAGGGUCUCUGUACGACUACGAGGAGAGGCACGUGCGACAAUGAGUCACGUGUCUCGGCUAACCUUUGUCUUCUUGGGGUCCAUUUUCCCGAAGCUUCUUAGCCCUUUUUAUAUAUUAUUAUUAUUAUUAUUACCUUUUUCUCAUGUGUGGCAGUAACUACUUUUCGUACCGAAUAACGGAGUUUCGGAGUUACCAUUGCGAAUCAACCCUGAAACAUCUACGCCGUUACGUUGUUGUACUAAUUGUCUGUCCAAUAAUAAUUACAAUAAUAUUGUUUUUAAAA
Ipomoea nil (Japanese morning glory) is the source of this 1640-nucleotide messenger RNA. Its product is annotated as heat stress transcription factor B-2a-like. The record is from RefSeq and is a predicted model, not a curated record. Gene Ontology annotation, biological process: regulation of transcription by RNA polymerase II. The transcript has 3 exons. Gene Ontology annotation, cellular component: nucleus. Gene Ontology annotation, molecular function: DNA-binding transcription factor activity; RNA polymerase II cis-regulatory region sequence-specific DNA binding. NCBI's taxonomy places the organism in Eukaryota, Viridiplantae, Streptophyta, Magnoliopsida, Solanales, Convolvulaceae. The coding region runs from base 270 to 1280 and encodes 336 amino acids.